UUCAGUCUUCACUUGGGGCAUCACUCCAAGCUAACACUGUAGAAGACUUUAUUAUCCAUCCAUCCUCCGCUUGAGCCGAGUCGAAAGACACAAGACAAGAAACGCCCCCGCCGCCAGGAAGCCAGAGGCCGACGCAGAGGCAGGAGGAGGACAGCGAUGGGCGGCACCGGCGAGUGCAAGCCUUCGCUGCCGGCGGGCGAGGCCAAGGCGGCCCCGGUGGACAGGGCCCUGCACGCGCUGGGCUUCGAGUUCACCCUCAUCACCCCGCGGGAGGUCGUCGGCCGCCUCCCCGUCACCGAGACGUGCUGCCAGCCUUUCAACUGGCUCAACGGCGGCGUCUCGGCGCUGAUGGCGGAGACGACGGCGAGCAUCGGCGGGUACGUCGCGUCGGGGUACCGGAGGCUGGCCGGCGUGCAGCUCUCCAUCAACCACGUCGGGCCCGCGCGCCUCGGCGACGUCGUCCAGGCGCAGGCCACCCCCAUUCAGCUCGGCCGCAAGAUACAGGUUUGGGAGGUUCAGAUAUGGCGGAUAGAUCCGUCCACAUCAGAGUGCAAAGAUUUGGUAUCAACAGCAAGGGUUACCUUAUUAACCAACCUAUCAACACCAGAGGAGAUGAAGAGCUAUGAAGUAGGCCUCAAGAAACUUGCAAAGUUGUAGGGAGCAGCUCAAGAUAUGUAACUUACAUUGUUGCAUACAGGUGUAAAAUAAAAUAUCUCCUCAUCAACUGUCAGUCUUUUGUGGAAAGCUUUGGGUUCAAGGCACAGUUUCUUACUUUCA
Phragmites australis (common reed) is the source of this 777-nucleotide messenger RNA. Its product is annotated as 1,4-dihydroxy-2-naphthoyl-CoA thioesterase 1-like. Lineage: Eukaryota; Viridiplantae; Streptophyta; Magnoliopsida; Poales; Poaceae. Gene Ontology annotation, cellular component: peroxisome. The record is from RefSeq and is a predicted model, not a curated record. The transcript has 3 exons. Gene Ontology annotation, biological process: phylloquinone biosynthetic process. Gene Ontology annotation, molecular function: 1,4-dihydroxy-2-naphthoyl-CoA thioesterase activity. The coding region runs from base 157 to 657 and encodes 166 amino acids.